Molecule: messenger RNA, 1450 nt
Organism: Apodemus sylvaticus (European woodmouse)
Lineage: Eukaryota; Metazoa; Chordata; Mammalia; Rodentia; Muridae
Gene: Serpina6
Product: serpin family A member 6
Exons: 4
Coding region: 69-1262 (397 amino acids)
Biological process (GO): negative regulation of endopeptidase activity
Molecular function (GO): serine-type endopeptidase inhibitor activity
Source: RefSeq, a predicted model, not a curated record
UGCCAUGUGUGACUGCCACAGCGCCUAACAAGCCCUGUUGAUUUGGCAGGACCUGGUCAACCGGAACAAUGUCGCUCGCUCUGUAUACCUGUCUCCUCUGGCUCUGCACCAAUAGCCUCUGGACUGCUCAGGCAAGCACCAAUGAGGGUUCAAGCCCUCACCGAGGCCUGGCUCCUAUCAAUGUUGACUUUGCCUUCAACUCAUACCAACGCCGGGUGGCCCAGAAUUCUGACAAGAACACCUUAAUCUCCCCAGUAAGCAUCUCCACGGCCCUGGCCAUGAUGUCCCUAGGUACCGGGAGCUCUACCCAGUCUCUCCAGAACAUGGGCUUCAACCUCACAGACAUGCCUGAAGCUGAGAUCCACCAGAGUUUCCAGGAUCUCAAUAACCUUCUCAAGCAGUCUGACACUGGCUUAGAGAUGAACAUGGGCAAUGCCAUGUUCCUCCCCCAGAACCUGAAGCUGAAGGACUCGUUCUUAGCACACAGCAAACACUAUUAUGAGUCGGAGGCCUUGACCAUCCCUUUCAAGGACUGGACCAAAGCCAGCCAGAAGAUUAACAAGCAUGUAAAGAAUAAGACACAGGGGAAAAUUGAGCAUGUGGUCUCAGACCUGGAUAGUCCGGCCACCCUCAUCCUGGUCAACUACAUCUUCCUCAAAGGCACAUGGAAACUUCCCUUCAGUCCAGAAAAUACUAGAGAGGAGGACUUCUACGUGAAUGAGACGAGCACAGUGAAGGCGCCCAUGAUGGUCCAGUCGGGCAGCAUUGAUUACUUCAAUGAUUCGGAGAUCCCCUGCCAGUUGGUACAGAUGAACUAUGUGGGAAAUGGAACUGCCUUCUUCAUUCUUCCAGACCAGGGCCAGAUGGACACCGUAAUCGCUGCACUUAAUCGGGAUACAAUUGAUAGGUGGGGCAAGCUCGUGACCCCAAGGCAGGUGAACCUGUACAUCCCCAAAUUCUCCAUGUCUGAUACCUAUGACCUUAAAGAUGUAAUGGCAGAUAUAGGCAUUAAGGACUUGUUCACCGACCAAUCAGAUUUCUCAGGCACCACCGAAGAUGUUCCCUUGACAUUAACGGUCAUCCACAAAGCUACACUCCAACUGGAUGAAGGGAAUGUGCAGCCUGUUGCCACCACUGGGACUCCCCUACACCUGCCCUCUGAAUCACUCACCGUCAAGUUCAACAAGCCCUUCAUCCUCCUGAUCUUUGACAAGUUCACAUGGAGCAGCCUGAUGAUGAGCAAAAUCUUAAAUCCAGCCUAAGAGCAUGUCCCGAGAAGCCAUGUGCCAUCUGACUUUGGGGGCAUAGAAGUCUUUCUCCAGUCUUCUUCAGGGUCUCCCCAACCCAACCAGGCCUUCCUACUUUUAGAUAUCUAGUAAUGAAUGGCCCCUGUUGCUACUCUCAAGACAAGUCUAUUGAGAAAGGACCACUGAGAAGGAAGUAAGAGUUA